AUGGACUUGCGCUCGAUCCUCAACGAACCCGUCGAGGACGUCUACGCCCCCCACACCAAGCGCUCGUUGACUAUCAAAUCCGAGCCUUUAGGCGAGACCUCGCUCGAGCGACUUAUCGACCACAACAGCAUGAUCAAGAACCUCCGCCACGACCUACAAGAAACAAACGAGCGCCUUUCAAAGAUCGACAAGGAACUCAGCACGUUCAAAGAAACCCACUGCGACCUGCUCGAGCGGUUCGAAAACUACGGCGACGCCAUAGGCGCCGAGAUCAAGACGCUGCGCGCGGCAGAGGUGGUCGCGAACCAGACCGAGAAGCGCGCGACGCGGGGCGAGAACGAGGAAAAGAGGUUGCUAGAGCAGUUCAGCAAGCUCACGAUCCGCCAGGACGCAGCUGCGAAAACGCUGGCGGAUCAGGCGAACGGCAACGAUCAGGCGAUUUCGGCAGACAUCAGCAGCCUGAGCGUGCUGCAGGACACGCUGCAGACCGAGGUCGCCGAGCUGCAGGUCAAAGUCAAGAAAAACUCCGACGAGGCCGACCAGGUCCGGGUCGACUACCAGCGGGAGUCGUCGCGCGCGGCCGAGCUCUGCCGCGAGGUCGAGGACGCAAAGGAGCUUGGUGCGGAGCUUGCGCGCAAGGCGUCGGGCGAGGCGAUGCGGCUGCGGGCGGAGCAGCGCGAUAUGGACCUGCAGGCGCGCGACAGCGUGAUUGACGAGCUCAGUAUCCAGAUUAGCAAUCUUGAGGAUACGCUGCGCCGGCUCGAGCUCGAUCAGCAGCAGCGGAUAGCAAAGUACAGCGCGUCGAGGCCUGCGAACGGAUACUCUUCGCGACGGACGCGGUCGCCUGCUGUGUCUACGCUUUCGCGAGGAUGCUCGCCGGGUACGUUCAAUAGCCAGCAGUCGAACAGUAACAACAACAGCAGCAGCACCAGCAGCGGACAUCCCUUGCAGCAGUCGCAGAUUGUCUAG
Messenger RNA from Myxozyma melibiosi, 969 nucleotides. RefSeq lists its product as uncharacterized. Lineage: Eukaryota; Fungi; Ascomycota; Lipomycetes; Lipomycetales; Lipomycetaceae. The transcript is spliced from 2 exons. Bases 1 to 969 code for a protein of 322 amino acids. The record is from RefSeq and is a predicted model, not a curated record.